AGUUUCUUCUUCGAAUUCGAUUGUCAGUGUUGAUUGGAUAUUGUGAUGAAUUGGUACUAAUUACUGAACGGCUGAACUCCGGUCGAAAUAAUGGCCGGUACCGGUGGCAGCGCCUCUUCAAACCUAUCCCCAGCUCCCAAAAUCCUGUUAGCGAAGCCGGGACUCAUUAGCGCUGGCAAAUUCAAUCGAGGCGGCGGCAACGGCGGCGCAGACGAGGACUCCACCGCGCUCCGCUCACGUCUUCCGUCCGUCGGUUCCCUCAACCUCCUUUCAGAGUCCUGGGAUUUCCAGAGAGAUCGAUUUUUACCAUUUUUAACGGAUAACACCGAUUUCACUGUCGUCGGUGUAAUUGGUCCAACGGGGGUUGGAAAAUCAACCAUUCUGAAUGAAAUUUAUUGUUAUGAUUCUUCUUCACCUGGAAUGCUACCUCCUUUUGGUGUAGAAUCGGAGGAAACAAGGUCAAUGGCUAAGCAUUUAACGGUAGGGAUUGAGCCCAGAAUUUCCUCCGAAAGGAUCAUCCUUCUCGAUACUCAGCCUGUAUUUAGUCCUUCAGUUUUAGCAGAGAUGAUUAGGCCCGAUGGCUCGUCUACAGUCUCGGUUAUAAGUGGUGAGUCCUUAUCGGCAGAGCUAGCUCACGAAAUGAUGACUAUUCAGCUUGGUGUCCUUCUUGCAUCCAUUUGUCACAUAGUCAUCGUGGCAUCCGAAGGAGUUCAUGAUUCUAGCAUGUGGCGUUUAAUGUCAACGGUGGAUUUACUAAAACAUGGAAUACCUGAUCCAUCUUCUGCUACACUCUCCACUGUGAGCUUUGGCAAAGAAAACAUUAAUAAACCUCUGGAAAGUGGAGAUGAGUACAUUGCUUCUCCGAUUUUCGUGCAUACAAGGCUUCGUGACAGAGACAUUACGCCGUGCAACUUUGUACAAAUGAAGAAAGUACUUUCACGGUGUUUUAAAGGCACUUCAUUUGUAAGAUCGAAAGGCCAAGAUGCAACAAAAGAUGGUCGAUCUUCUGAUGUGGCUUUUGAAGCUUGUAGUAAUUCCGACAUCGACCUGAAACUAUUUCUUAUUCCAUCCCAAGGUAAAGACGACUCUUCAAAACCGCAGUACGAAAGCUAUGCCUCUGCCCUCUGGAAACUAAGGGAUCAGGUUUUAUCGAUGAACGCCCCUUCUUUUACUAGGACUGUUUCUGAGCGCGACUGGUUGAAGAAUUCUGCCAAGAUAUGGGAACUUGUUAAGAAUUCUCCAAUUAUCUCCGAGUAUUGCAGGACACUUCAAAGUGCUGGAUUAUAUAGGAAGUAGUUAACUUUAGUUAUUUUUUCUUAGAUUCUGAAUAAGUUAAUUUCCAUUCAGACAGUGCAUUGUCUAUGUACAAUUUUUGUUGCUAUUUCUUCAUAUGUUUGCU
Molecule: messenger RNA, 1399 nt
Organism: Erythranthe guttata (spotted monkey flower)
Lineage: Eukaryota; Viridiplantae; Streptophyta; Magnoliopsida; Lamiales; Phrymaceae
Biological process (GO): nuclear-transcribed mRNA catabolic process, nonsense-mediated decay
Source: RefSeq, a predicted model, not a curated record